This is a messenger RNA of Archocentrus centrarchus (flier cichlid), 2061 nucleotides long. RefSeq names its product cell cycle control protein 50A-like. The record is from RefSeq and is a predicted model, not a curated record. Gene Ontology annotation, cellular component: plasma membrane; endoplasmic reticulum; Golgi apparatus. Bases 219 to 1325 code for a protein of 368 amino acids. Lineage: Eukaryota; Metazoa; Chordata; Actinopteri; Cichliformes; Cichlidae. The transcript has 7 exons. Gene Ontology annotation, biological process: phospholipid translocation.
GGCUUCUUCCUCCUGAGAGAGAAACAAGACAGUUGAAAGCUGAGAAGGAAGCAGAACUGCAAUGAGUAGAUAUUUUCGUUAGAUUGGGGGUAAAGUUAGUUCCGCUCACAGUUUUACCCUUUGCCUUAAACCUCUGUCCCUCACUCGCCGUGUGGGAUUAACGGAGGAGCUCGGCUGUCGGUCAGAGCGGAUUAUUUUGCUCCAAGCGGAUCGCAGCCAUGAUGGCGUCAAGCUACAACGCUAAGGAAGAGGACGGGCACCACUCCGGUGCUUCGAGCGGCGCGGGGGCCGCGAAAAACCGAAAACCGGACAACACGGCGUUCAAACAGCAGAGACUUCCAGCCUGGCAGCCUAUCCUCACGGCAGGCAGUGUGCUGCCCGCUUUCUUCGUUAUUGGGCUCAUCUUCAUCCCCAUCGGCAUCGGCCUGUACGUCACAUCCAACAACAUCAGAGAGUUCGAGAUCGAUUACACCGGUGAGAGCAGUAACAGCCCGUGCUACAGCUGUGCAAAGAACGUCACCUGGAACAGCACAGAGCCCUGUUUCUGCACUGUCAAUUUCACAUUGGCGCGGCCGUUUGAGAGUAAUGUCUUCAUGUACUACGGCUUAUCCAACUUCUAUCAGAACCACAGACGCUAUGUGAAGUCCCGCGAUGACCGGCAGCUGAAUGGUGACCCGUCUUCUUUGAGGAACCCCAGCAAGGAGUGUGAGCCGUACCGUACGAGCGGAGACCUGCCCAUCGCUCCGUGCGGGGCCAUAGCUAACAGCCUUUUCAAUGACUCUCUGGUGCUGUACUACAUCGAUUCCAACAACAGCCAGUCUGAAGUUCCUCUGGUAAAAAAAGGCAUUGCAUGGUGGACAGACAAGCACGUGAAAUUCAAGAAUCCAGGUGGAAACAGCAACCUGACUGCAGCUUUCCAAGGCACGGCUAAGCCAGUCAACUGGAGGAAGCCAGUGUACGAGCUGGACCCGUCGGAUCCCGAGAACAACGGCUUCAUCAACGAGGACUUCAUUGUGUGGAUGCGCACGGCUGCGUUGCCCACCUUUCGGAAGCUCUACCGCAUCAUCCAGAAGAAGCCUGGUGCCACCCCAACUUUACCCAGUGGCAAUUAUGUGUUGCACAUUACCUACAAUUACCCCGUGCUCAGUUUUGAUGGUCGCAAGCGGAUGAUCCUGAGCACCAUCUCCUGGAUGGGAGGAAAGAACCCCUUCCUGGGCAUCGCCUACAUCACCGUGGGCUCCAUCUGCUUCUUCCUGGGUGUGGUUCUGCUCAUCAUCCACCACAAAUACGACAACCGCAACACCAGUGCAGAUAUUCCGAGCUAAACGCUGCGUUACUGCAUGCACGAGUGUGUGGUGUGGUUGUGUAAGGAUGGUAGCACCUCAAGUUUCUCUGUGCGUCUCUGUGUGUAAAGCUUCAGGCUGGAUCGCUGAAAAUGUCCUGUUACGUCUUCAGAUUUGUAAUCUUUUAUUUAUCUAUCAAAGUACCUGUUUUAUGUUAGCAGUGCUUUGCGAAUGGCUUCAUUACUGAAGGAUGUAAUUUUAAUGCAAGUUUUUGUCCAUAUUAUGUAAAGUUAUAUGACCCGGUGAUGAAUGUACCCUGAUACUUCACUGACAUACCUCUGUGGGCUCUGAGAUUACCUUAAAUAUAGAAGGGUUAUGAUUGCUUGGGUCACUACUGAUAUUCAAGAGUCAUAUAAUAUUAAUGAGCAGUAAUAGAAGUGUGGUUUUCUGCCCUCCAAUGUGACCAAGGAGCCGGUCUUUUAUUUAUUAUUCAUAAAACUUCCUUCAUACAGUAUUUCUGAUUCAAAGACGGUGUCUCUGGGUGGGUGGUUGGAGCACAAGAAUUCUUUCAUUUUUUUAUGGUUCGGCCAGAGUGUGAAAUCAUCUUUGACUCGUUAACGUUGACCAAACGAUAUGCACUUUAAAAGUGUCGCGUUUGUUGGGUUCCUCCUUGUUUCUGCCCUCCUGGACUGUUCUUGGUUUAUUGAUGCUGUUAAAAUGGUUUAAGGUUAAACUCCUUGGGUUUUAUAAGGGUCCAAUUAAAGAACCUGGUCACUGA